AUGAGUACUAACCACAGAUACUACUACAACUACCACAUCAAUUACCUCUUUACCUGCCACAACACCACCUGCACCAGCACCGACUACGACUACAGCUACAACGCCAUUUACACCGGCAAUAAUGACAACUACAACUCCACCUUCAUUAGUACUGACUACAACUACAACACCACUUACACCGGCAAUAAUGACAACUACAACUCCACCUUCAUUAGUACUGACUACAACUACAACACCACUUACACCGGCAAUAUCGACAACUACAACGCCACUUUCAACACCACAGACUACAACUACAACACCACCGUCACCAGCAUCAACUACAACGCCACCUUCAACACCACCGACUACAACUACGACACCACCUACACCAGCAUCGACUACAACACCACCUUUAACACCACCGACUACAACUACAACGCCACCUUCACCAGCAUCAACUACAACACUACCUUCAACACCACCGACUACAACUACAACACCACCUUCACCAGCAUCAACUACAACGCCACCUUCAACACCACCGACUACAACUACAACACCACCUACACCAGCAUCGACUACAACACCACCUUCAACACCACCGACUACAACUACAACACCACCUACACCAGCAUCGACUACAACACCACCUUCAACACCACCGACUACAACUACGACACCACCUUCACCAGCAUCAACUACAACACCACCUUCAACACCACCGACUACAACUACAACACCACCUUCAACACCACCGACUACAACUACAACACCACCUUCACCAGCAUCAACUACAACGCCACCUUCAACACCACCGACUACAACUACAACACCACCUACACCAGCAUCGACUACAACUACAACGCCACUUACACGGGUAAUAACGACAGCUACAACGCCACCUUCACCAGCAUCGACUACAGCUACAACACCACUUACACCGGCAUCAGCAACAAUUGAAACUGACACAACUACAGUCCAUUCACCAACAUUGACCAGUUACCCCAGUAAUGCGACCUCCAUCCCUGUAACCACACGGCCUGGAGUGUCCAAUGCAACAAAAACUACUACAACGACAACUCGGACUCCCAUUU
This is a messenger RNA of Ctenopharyngodon idella (grass carp), 1076 nucleotides long. RefSeq names its product probable serine/threonine-protein kinase clkA. The record is from RefSeq and is a predicted model, not a curated record. The transcript is spliced from 3 exons. Lineage: Eukaryota; Metazoa; Chordata; Actinopteri; Cypriniformes; Xenocyprididae. Bases 1 to 942 code for a protein of 313 amino acids.